AUGGAAAAGAUAAGAGAGAAGUUGAAUGGUUUAAAAUUGGAAGCCGAAUCAUGGCAAGAAAAGUAUGAAGAGUUAAAGGAACAAUUCAAGCAAGUGGAACAGGAUAAUGUCGAGAAGGAAAAUCAAAUAAAAUCAUUGACCACUAAAAAUCAACAAUUGGAUGAAGAAGUCGAGAAAUUAGAAGAAGAAUUGAGCGAAUCCAAGCAAUUAGCUGAAGAUUCAAGCAAUUUGAAAUCUAAUAAUGAUAACUUUACCAAGAAGAAUGAACAAUUAGAAGAAGAAUUGGAAGAAAUUGAUGGUAAGUUGAAGGAAACCAUCGAGAAAUUGAGAGAAUCUGACUUAAACGCCGAACAAUUAGGCAGAAAGGUUGUUGCUCUAGAAGAAGAAAGAGAUGAAUGGGAAAGAAAACAUGAAGAGAUUUCCGUUAAAUACGAAGAUGCCAAGAAGGAAUUGGAUGAAAUUGCAGCUUCUUUGGAAAAUUUAUAA
Molecule: messenger RNA, 486 nt
Organism: Naumovozyma castellii
Lineage: Eukaryota; Fungi; Ascomycota; Saccharomycetes; Saccharomycetales; Saccharomycetaceae
Gene: TPM2
Product: tropomyosin TPM2
Exons: 1
Coding region: 1-486 (161 amino acids)
Source: RefSeq, a predicted model, not a curated record